This is a messenger RNA of Symbiodinium sp. CCMP2456, 4701 nucleotides long. Lineage: Eukaryota; Dinophyceae; Suessiales; Symbiodiniaceae. The record is from the annotation of a GenBank genome assembly.
AUGGUGCGCCAAAGAGCGCCGCCAAUCUUGAGACUACUCGUCGUUCUGGUCGGACUGGCGAAGAGCCAUGAGGCCGAGGACGGACGAGAAAGCAGCCAGUGGUAUAGCAAGAUACCUGAGAUCGUGGUCUUGGACCCAUCUAUGAGCUCGAAAGAGCUCAAGGCAAAGCUGUCCAAGGUGAAAGACGCGACGUCCCAUUUUGGACCUGCAAGACGCGCGGUCUUGCUCAAACCCGGGGUCUAUCCUCAUGACAUGUGGAUCGAAAUAGGCUACUACACCAGUGUCGCUGGGGUCGGCAGAGGUCCUGAAUCUGUUGUAGUCCCGGAUGCGUGGGUCAGUAAUGACAUCACAGAUCAAGCAACGAACAACUUCUGGCGCUCGCUGGAAGGAGUCACCGUGACAGCGGGACGCACCAUGUGGGCAGUCUCACAGGCAGCACCGCUUCGAAGAGCAAUCGUCAAGUACGAGCUCUGGCUCUCUCACAAGGCGGGAUACUCCAGCGGUGGUUUCAUGAGCGACGUGGAGGUGAACGGGAAGCUGGUGAUGGGCACCCAGCAGCAAUGGUAUGCGCGGCAGGUGUCCCUGCCGCCGGAAGGAAUUUGCUGCACCGGCGGCUGGAACUACAUUUUCCAGGGUGCUGUCGGACUUGACAAGAAGGACAUGCACGCUUGCGAUGGAGGCAUGACCGACAAGAUCUCGCAGGUGUCGGGCAUACCAAGAUCUGCCGAGAAGCCAUACAUUGUCUUCGAGGAGACAUCCGAUUGGAAGAUCUACGUGCCGAAGAUGCUGAAAAAUCCAGCUCCCGGUGCGAUUGGCAAGGACCGCGAAUCACACAUUGAUCGUGCGCUCUACAUCGAUUCCGAUGUGUUCAUUGCCACUCCGGACAUGUCGGCUUCGGAGAUCAAUCGAGGCAUGGCGACGAAGGAGGGCAUGCUGCUGACACCCGGUAUCUACCGUCUGGACGAGCCUCUGGUGAUCACUUCCAGUGGUUUCGUGCUACUCGGGAUAGGCUUCCCCACCUUGGUGUCACCAGCUGGACGAUCGUGUCUGCAGGUGACCGACUUUCUGACCGAUGUGAGGAUCGCGGGCAUCAUGAUGGAUGCGGCCACUCCUGUCCUCGGCUUCUAUGCGGAGCCGCUGCUGCAAUGGGGAAGCCGCAGCGAGACCGAUGCAAGAUCGGCGGAAGCAAGUACCGGAGUCGCAUCUGACGUUUUUGCGCGUGUUGGAGCCUUCAAAUACCUGGGCUGUGAUCCCGUCAGAGCCAACACGCUUAUGGAAUUCAACUCAGACAAUUUGAUCAUCGACAAUGUGUGGGCCUGGCAUGCUGAUCAUGACGACUGCUCCAAUUUCACGAUGACGCCGAACAACAACGAAAAAGAGCCCAUGUUCCAGCACAAGUUCAAGUCAGACAAGUGCUGGAGCCAACAUGGCGUUGUCGUGAAUGGGCGCAACAUUAUCGCCUUUGGCGUUGCCGUGGAGCACAUUGUCGAUGGACAUCUUCUAGUCUGGAAUGGCGAGGAUGGACAGCUUUAUUUCUUCCAGGCGGAGCUACCAUACCAUUCGCGGCUGAAUCUCGAGAGCAGAUAUGCUGCGUAUGUCGUACCUCCGCAAGUCUUCAACCACUUCGGAGUGGGCAUCGGCGUUUACAUCAUUGAUGGACAUCCGGCCUAUGCCGCACUGGAGAUAUCGGCCUUCACCGACAUCAGAAAGGUGUUGACCGUUGUCAUCAGCAAACAGAACCAGCUCUUUCAACACCAGGUCUGCCAAGUCAUGCUCGAUGGCUCAAAGAUAUGUCAUCAGCCAACACAUUGCCAGUGGGCACGGUGCUACUUGGCAACUCUUCCCCACGGCGACGUCGAAUUUUACACGAGUGGCCGCAUCCGUCCUAUGGCGUUGCCAGAUGUUCAUCUCCUGCCGCAGCCGGAAAUCAAGCAGCGUCUCAUCCUGGAUGCGGAGAAGAGAAAGGAAGUUUCUGUGAACUUCGAUGACACAGAGGCUGAAACUAAGUUCGCGAUCAAAGACGACCAGGACCGCCAUCCCAGGCCAAACCAAAGGUUUGCUUCGCUUGCGAUGGCGGUGAGUCUGCCGCUGGGUGCAGCAGCAUUGCUGCUUCUCGCGGUCAGGGCGACGUUCAUUUUCCUGCGAGGUCGACCCGAUGGCUGUAACGAUGAGGAGGAGGUUUGGUCGAGCACGGGCACCAACCAGGCAUCCGACUCGUCUCGCAUGAGGUGGAGGAUUGCAACUUGUGGGUGCGGCCAGGUGGAGCGCCAGCUGCGCAUGGCCAGCACGAAUGGUGAGGGCAAGAGCUGGAAGCAGGAGGAGAUCGAAACGAGCCGAAAGAUCCUUGAGAAUCCGAUGCCUGCUCCAACCUCGACAAAGAACCGGCAGGAAACCUUUCCUCGACAGAUCCGUGGACGGCCCAUGUUCUUAGGCGAGGCGAAGGAGAUCCUCAAGGCCUUCAAGGAGUCACUUCUGACGCCUGCCGUCAUGAGGACCAUGCAAAACAUCGAGCAGCGCGGCGGGAUGCACAUGGAGCAGCAUCGGAGGGUGUUGAUCACGCAGGAGUGGAACCCCAUCAUGAAAAGGUUCGACUUUCCCACCACCGAGGAUGGGUACAAUGCCAUGAAGUCUGGCAUCAGGGAGUUUGCGGACAACGACUACGUGCGUUCUUGUUGCCACGAGGUCGAGCGUCUCUGCGGCGCUCCAGCCGGAGCCUACUUCGGCGUCCCCACAGCCGAGGAGUGGGCGGCGCGGAAGGCUGCCGAGGCGGAAGCUGCGCGAGCCGAGGAGGAAGCCAAGAGAAAGGCCGAAGAAUCCCGGAAGGCCGCGGCGGCCGAGGAGAGGAGGAAAGCCGAGGAAGCGAGGCAGGCCGAAGCGGCGAAGAAGGCCGAGGAGGACCGACAGAGAGCAGAGGCGGAAGCGCGCAGAAUCGCGGAGGAAGAAGCGAAGCGGAAAGCAGAAGCUGAAGCUCAGAAACGUGUGGAGGAAGAAGCGAAGCGGAAAGCAGAAGCUGAAGCUCAGAAGCAUGCGGAGGAAGAAGCCAGACGUCUGGAGGCUGAAUCCAGGAGAAAAGCAGAAGAAGAAUCGCAGAAAGCAGAGGCCGAACAGAGGGAAGCGGCGCAGCUGAGCCAGACAGAGGUUCCCAAGAGUGCCGAGGACAGUCAAGCUCAAGUUCAAGCAGAGCUGGAUGGUGAGGAUCUAAGGACUGAGACGUGCGAAAAAGCAGGUCAAGGCCAAGCUGAUGAGCUGGAGAGGCUCGCAGAGGAGGCGCGGCAGAGAGCUGCCAAACUGAGACGAGCAGAUGAAGCACCGCCUGAUUCACCACGCAAUGAGCCAGAAUCAGGCAGGGACACUGCUGGCGAUGCCGCAGCCAGGGUGGAAGAAGGUGAAGCAGUCCAGUCGCAGAAGGAAGAGGAGAGCCAUGUCCGGGAUGCAGCAAAGCCUGUAAGUCCUGACUCGGCAAAGGACUCGCAAGUGAAAGAGUCGAAUCCCAAAGAGGAGAGCAAUAGCAAUUUCUUCCACGAAGAGCCGCAUUGCUUUGAUGUUGCUCACCAGGUGCCAUUGUGGGAACUGCCUUCAAAAGAGUCCAGACUUGUCGGGGCUGCCAGCAAAGGCGCACAACUGCUGGGGGCAGUACAGGAAAGUACAGGCGGACAGCAAUGGCUCCAUGUUUCGUCACGAAGCUGCCAUGCCAUGGGUGCUCUUGCAGAUUCGGCUUGGGCACUGAUUCACGAGCUCAACCUCGUCCCGGCUGUAGAACGCCAGCCGCAGGCUUUGGGCUAUGCAGGGCGAUAUGAAGUGGCACAUGGAAAAGUGGCAGUCAGGGCUUCGCCUUCUUUGAAGGGCAAGAUUAUUGGAGUGGUGCAUGAAGGCCGAAUACUCAUGGGAACACCCCAUAAAGUUGGUGGCUACGCAUGGCUCCGUUUUGAGGAGAGCUCCAGGAAGAAACUCGCAGACAUCGGCGAGGAGGCUUGGGCGCUGAUUGAUGGGGAACCCCUAGGGCUCCAGGAUCUUCUGAGACCAUUGGACAAUGACGGCCGCAAGACGCUGGAGUCCUUCCAUGCGAAGCAGCAACCUGAAGAAGCUUCCGUAGCCGAUCUCGCCGGCCCCACAGAGGAGAAGACAGGCGGCCCGAGUGAAGGCCAUGAAGCGAAAGACUCCAAAAAGGACUCGAAGAAGGAACCGGACGCCAAGCAUGAUGCUAAGGAGGUCACAGCAACGGCGAUAUCCGACCCAGCAAAGGUGGAUUCACGCAUGAAGGCAGCUCAACAAGCUCGGAACGUACUUUCUGGACCCAUCGAGUACAAAGUGCUUGCCCAAGACCAUGCCGCUCCGGUGAGACGAGAGCCACUGGUGCAGUCGCCCGAAGUCGGCAAGCUUGAGAGAGGUCGUUUGGUUCUCGGUUAUCCCGGCGGAGGCUGGUUGCAGCUCGCUGCAGUCGACGACGUUGAGAAGAAGAUGCAUGGCUGUUGGGUCUUCAUCGGCACCCGUUUGUUUGCACAGUGGGCGGAGUUGAACAUCACCGGGGAGUUCGAGGGAGCCCUCGAGCUUUCCUGGCUUGGCCUCCGAAAGGAGAAGCGUGUGGCCUACAACGUGGAGUGGCGCACUCCUGAGGGCGCUACGAAUCCCAAGAAGGGCCACAAGAUCUCGGCGGCGAAUAAGGUGUUGGUGAGCGGCCUUCCACAAGGGUAUGCUGCCUAA